Molecule: messenger RNA, 1350 nt
Organism: Mollisia scopiformis
Lineage: Eukaryota; Fungi; Ascomycota; Leotiomycetes; Helotiales; Mollisiaceae
Exons: 2
Coding region: 240-926 (228 amino acids)
Molecular function (GO): acyltransferase activity, transferring groups other than amino-acyl groups
Source: RefSeq, a predicted model, not a curated record
CAACUGUUCUGUCAAUCAUGUAGUCUAUCAGAAUACAUUGCGAUUCAAUCCUAUAAAGAAUGUCUUCCUUUAAUUGUUAUUAUGAUUUCUUUCAAGUUCUUCAUAAUUCUGCUCAUAAUCAACCCAUAAGCCAGGAUCUGUAAUCGCAUCUCGGCUGAGCAGGUUCCACUUAAUAAAUUCGAGCAUCUCACUUUUACUUCUAGUGAUAAUUCAGUUCCAUUCACUUCUCGGGCAUCAAAAUGUCUUCCUACACUUACAAAAUCCACCAUUUACCAACUUCAGAUGCAACUCUCCUCCCUUUUCUCGCCGGCAAAUUCGCCUCCCUUCGCUUAUCAGCCCUCACCGUUUCGGCAACAGCUUUCAGCUCAACAUUCGAGAUCGAGUCCGCUUUCACUUCAUCUCAAUGGAUCAACCGACUAAAAAGACCCCUAGUCCAUACCUUUGUCGCCGUAGCUUAUGGAGCAGGAACGCCUCCCGAGCAACAAACAAUUGAUGCUGGAGAUUGGAUCGGAAGCGCUACUCUUCUCGGCCCCUUUCCUAAAGAGAUGUACGAGCUAAAAGAAAGCGGAGGACCAGUAAUUGGAAAUGAUGAGGUGGAAACUAGAUGGCAGAUGACGGCUGUGUAUAACAGCCCAGCUCAUCGCGGAAAGGGGAUUGCGAAGAUGUUAAUUAGCGGUGCAUCAGAGUAUGCUGCGUUGCAAAGUGGACAGGGACGUUCAACGAGGAUUAGGAUUAUGAUUCAUCCGAACAAUGUGGUGGUUAAGAAGCUGUAUUAUGAUUUGGGAUUUGUGGAUGCUGGGAGUACGACGCUGGCUGAGGCGUAUUUUUCGAAUGGGGAUACGGACUUGUUGCCACCGGAUGGAGGGGCAAGUGAUCCUGGGAAGUAUCAUCUGAGGGCUGGUUUGAUUAUGGAGAAAGUGUUUUGAGCUUGCUUGUUGGAUAGACGGUUUUGGGGUCAUUGGUUUUGGAGGUCUCGCAACCAGAGUUAGACCUGUUUUUCUUGGUUAAGCAUUAGACAGCGCAGCAUAAGAAGAAAUCCUCGGGGACUUUGAUGUAUCAAACUGCGUAAGAUAUUCGUUUUCACAUCGCAAUACCUCCUAGUCGAAUCAUUCUUUCAAUUAAAAGGCGAAAAUUUGGAUUCGUCAAUCGUGUCUACCAAGUAUAGAACGUCCUAAGCUGAAUGGAUGUGCUCUUCCUUCUUCUUCCAACCCAUCAUCAUCUUGCAUUCUUCCCAGAAAGUCAUAUGCGGCUCCAACGUAUUGGCUUCAUAGGCGUCAAUGACAGGUCUUUCCCAUACUAGAUCUGCUUCUUCGGGCGGAAUCAUCUUCGUCUUCUUCACUACUUUCCACC